This is a messenger RNA of Tilletiaria anomala UBC 951, 3500 nucleotides long. RefSeq names its product antiviral helicase. The transcript has 4 exons. Gene Ontology annotation, biological process: maturation of 5.8S rRNA; RNA catabolic process. The record is from RefSeq and is a predicted model, not a curated record. Gene Ontology annotation, molecular function: RNA helicase activity; RNA binding; ATP binding. Gene Ontology annotation, cellular component: nucleus. Lineage: Eukaryota; Fungi; Basidiomycota; Exobasidiomycetes; Georgefischeriales; Tilletiariaceae. Bases 93 to 3446 code for a protein of 1117 amino acids.
CUUAUCAUGGUCUAGGUGGUCGCAGGCUGGCUCUCGGGCGUCUUGAUACGAAGUGCAAGAAGCAGCGGCGAACGAUAGGGGUAGUGUUUGCCAUGGAUCCUGCCGAAUUGUUCGACUUUGGCAUACCGUCCAAUGGCAAUGACGCCAACGGGAGUUUCUCUCAUUCACAUCAAAGUAACAUAAGCAUGAGCAGCACGCAUUCGACGAAACGACGAGAGCGGUUAAAAGACGGCGAAGACGACGAAGAAAAUGAGAGCCAACCAAAGAAAAUCGCUAGAACUGACGAACGGAAUGGGGUGACCAAGGAAGGGAUGGAGGCCGCACAGCCGCCGACUUCCAAAAUUGCUGUCACCGAUGACUUUACGGCUCAAGGCGAGCAGCAGAUCGCUGCCAGUAAAGGGCUGGCCAGCGAUCCUGGGAAAUCGAAAGUGCCACAAGAAAAUGCGUUGGAAUCAACCAAUGGUGCUUCACCCGCAUUACUUGCGGUAGAUGAGAAGCUUACUGUCACGCACUCUGUGCGGCAUCAAGUCGCCAUCCCGCCUGGUUACAAUUACACACCUCUCAGUCAGCACAUACCUCCAGCUGAGCCAGCAAAGACGUAUCCCUUCACCUUGGAUCCCUUCCAAGCCACUUCUAUUCACUCUAUUCAGCGUGGCGAGUCGGUACUCGUGUCCGCUCACACUUCCGCCGGAAAGACGGUCGUGGCGGAGUAUGCGAUCGCACAGUGCCUGAAGAACGGUCAAAGAGUGGUUUACACAUCACCAAUCAAGGCGCUGUCGAAUCAAAAAUAUCGCGAGCUGCAGGCGGAGUUUGGGGACGUUGGCCUGAUGACUGGCGAUGUGACCAUCAAUCCGAGCGCCAGCUGCUUGGUCAUGACUACAGAGAUUCUGCGAUCUAUGCUGUAUCGAGGGUCUGAGAUCAUGCGAGAGGUAGCAUGGGUCAUUUUUGAUGAAAUCCACUACAUGCGUGACAAGGAGCGAGGUGUGGUGUGGGAGGAAACAAUUAUCCUGCUUCCUCGCCAAGUUCGUUAUGUCUUCCUGUCGGCAACCAUUCCGAAUGCUAUGCAAUUCGCCGAGUGGAUCGCGCAAACACAUCAGCAACCAUGCCACGUCGUUUACACCGACUUCAGGCCCACACCUCUACAGCACUAUCUGUUCCCUGAAGGAGGCGAUGGGAUACAUCUCGUCGUGGAUGAGAAGGGCGUGUUCCGAGAGGAGAACUUCCAGAAGGCUAUGGGCGCUCUGAGCGACUCUAAAGGCGAAGAUCCAGCCAGUGCCAGUUCUGGGAAAGGCAAGAGGAAAGGGCAAACGAAGAAGGGAAAGACCAAGGAGGGGGAUCAGUCGUCCGACAUCUACAAGAUUGUCAAGAUGAUCAUGCUAAAGAACUACAAUCCGGUCAUCGUGUUUGCCUUCAGCAAGCGGGAAUGCGAGGCGCUUGCGCUACAGAUGAGCAAGCUCGAAUUCAAUACGGAUGACGAGAAGGAAAUGGUGGCGACUGUGUUCAACAAUGCGAUCGGCGCGUUGAGUGACGAGGACAGGGGCUUGCCGCAGAUCGAGCACAUCCUUCCACUGUUGCAACGCGGAAUCGGUAUCCACCACGGUGGCCUUCUUCCAAUCCUGAAGGAAGUCAUUGAAAUCCUCUUCCAGGAGGGCCUCAUCAAGGUGCUUUUCGCGACAGAGACCUUUUCCAUCGGCCUUAACAUGCCCGCCAAGACUGUCGUGUUUACCUCUGUCCGGAAGUGGGACGGCACGGACUUCCGCAAUCUCUCCUCCGGCGAAUUCAUCCAGAUGUCUGGGCGUGCAGGUCGCAGAGGUUUGGAUGACAGAGGCAUUGUCAUCAUGAUGUUUGACGAGAAGCUGGAGCCACAUUCUGCAAAAGAAAUGGUCAAAGGUGAAGCCGAUCGGCUGAACAGUGCCUUCCACCUGGGCUACAACAUGGUCCUCAACCUCAUGCGCGUGGAAGGAAUCUCACCAGAGUACAUGCUUGAGCGAUGUUUCUAUCAAUUCCAGAGCGCUGCCAGCAUUCCGGGCUUGGAGAAACAGCUGGACAAUGCACAGAAAGCGCAUGAUCGGAGACACAUCGCCCACGAGGAUUUGAUCUCACAGAUCUUUGAGCUGAAAGAGCAACUGAGGAUUCUCAAAUCCGACCAGCAAGCAGUCGUCAGUCACCCCAAUUACGCAUUGCCGUUCCUGCAACCUGGAAGAUUGGUGCACGUCAAGCAUGCGGGUAUGGACUUCGGCUGGGGCAGCAUUGUCUCGUACCAAAAGCGCGCUCCACCCGCGAAAGGCAGGCCGCUCGAUCCAAAUACAUCAGCAUCCCAAGGCUAUAUCGUGGAUGUCCUUCUGUAUCUCUCAAAAGACGAGGUUACCGCGGAUACUGUCAAGGCGGGCAAAGCACGGCCCAUCACCGGUGUCCUAGAGACAGGCCCACGGGCUGCGCAGCAGGUAGUCAUGAAGCCGUGCACAGAGGAAGGCCAGGGUGAAAUGGUCGUCGUUCCUGCGCUUCUAUCGACAGUGCAAGAGAUCUCCGGCAUCCGUAUUUUCUUACCGAAGGAUCUGCGCCCACUCGAAUGUCGCGAACAGGUGCGCAAGAAUCUCAAGGAGGUCAAGCGGCGUUUCCCGAGCAAAGUCCCGCUUCUGGACCCUGUCAAGGACAUGAAGAUCGAUGACGAUGGCUUCAAGACGCUCCUCGACAAAGUGAGCAUGAUCGAAUCGCGCAUCAAAGAGAUCUCCGCCAAAUUCGACAAAAAGGUGCUGGACGAACUUGAACAGGCUUACGAGGAGAAAAUGCAGGAUAAGGCAAAGGUCGCAGAGAUUGAGCGCAAAGUGACGGCUGCGCGGAAUGUCUUGCAACUGGAUGAGCUUAAGUGUCGCAAGCGAGUGCUGCGGCGCCUGGGCUUCACGACCGACCAGGAUGUCGUUGAGAAGAAGGGCCGUGUGGCGUGCGAGAUAAGCACCGGUGACGAACUGAUGCUGACGGAGAUGAUUUUCAACGGCAUCUUCAACGACCUCGCUCCGGAGCAAUGCGCGGCGCUUUGUAGCUGCUUCGUCUUCAACGAGAAGAGUCAGCACGAAGUUAAGCUAAAGGAGGAGCUUGCAGCGCCAUUGCGCGUGCUACAGGAGACUGCGAGGCGGAUUGCAAAAGUUUCGAAAGAGAGCAGGUUACCGCUCAAUGAGGAUGAGUACGUCAAGAGCUUCAAGGUCGAGCUUAUGGACGCUGUCAUCCAGUGGUGCAGAGGGGCCAAGUUUGCGGACAUUUGCAAGCUCACAGACGUCUUCGAAGGUUCACUCAUCAGGGCGUUCAGGCGUCUGCAAGAGCUGCUGCGCCAAUUGGUCGAAGCAGCCAAGGCAAUCGGCAAUGACGAGCUGGAGACCAAGUUCAAUCAGAGCUUGGCCAUGCUCGAAAGGCAGACUAGCAUUAUUUUCUCGCCUUCUCUGUAUUUGUAACAAGCUAUCUUGCGCUGUAUUUCAUGGAUCGCUUACAUCUAAAGAGACAUGUAC